AGCCACAGGUCGUAACUGCCGCACAAGCUGUUGCUCCCGCCUCCCCCGCAGGCCGCGUGCAGAGCAAUGGAGAGGCAGAGGAGCUCCUCCUCCGCCGCCAACUCGUACCACCUGCUAAGCCCCAAGAGCCUCCUCCUCCUCUCCUUCGCCUCUUCCUCCCUCCUCUUCGUCCUCCGCCACGGCCGCCCGCUCCACCUCCCCUUCGCCGACGCCUCCGCGGCCAUUGCACAGGCGCCGGUUCUUGGAGGUGGUGGGGACUCCAGGGGCGGCGCAGCGGUGGAGGUCGACGAGGCGGUUCUUGGGCGUGGGAGCGAGGGUUUGGGAAAAGAUUCUGGUGCGGAUGGAGCCCGCCGCUCGGGUGCUGGAGACUUGCUGGCACGGGGCGUGGGCUCGGGAAUGGAGGCGCAAGAAGCGGUUCUUGGAGGAGGAAAUGGUGGAGCACCCGUUAGUGAGGUUUUGGAGGGGCAAGAGCUUACGGAAGCUGGAAACCGCUCUCUUGGAGGCUUGGAUUCGGCUGUGGAGGUGAAAGAAGCUGCUCCUGAAGGCGGAGGUGGCGAGACGUUGGCGAAAGAUACGGUUUUGGAGAGGCCAAACUUAGCAGAAGGCAUGAAUCUUAGCAAAGAAACUCUUGGUUCGGCAACGGAGACGCAGUUAUCUGUUGGUAAUGUUUCUGCUUCCCAGAAGGCAGCUGCAUCAGCAGAGAUAUUGGUGGAAAUGAGAUCUGUGCGAGCUGUCAAUUUCUCCAUGGAAGCUUCAGGUCCUGCAAUAAGGGUGAGAGGCGAAUUCUUGCAAGGUGGCUAUGUCGAUGAUAGGCACAAUUCCUCUGUACAAGCAGCUUAUUUUUCUCAACACUGGGGGCAACUGGAAAGCUCAGAUCAUUCAACAGUAAAGAAAAACUCAGGAGCAGCUACAGUCCAAAAUCCUAAUCUGAUGCAGGAAACAACCAUGAGCAAAAUGGAUUUGGCGCGUAGGGAUGCAGCACGAUGUGAUGUGUAUGAUGGAAGUUGGGUGUUCGACGAGAGCUAUCCAAUUUACACGAGCGAUUCAUGCCCAUUUAUAGAUGAAGGAUUCAGCUGCGAAGCUAAUGGAAGAGUGGAUCUAAGCUACAUGAAGUGGAGGUGGCAGCCUAAGCAUUGCAAUGUCCCAAGGUUUGAUGCUAGGAAAAUGCUUGAGAUGCUGCGUGGAAAGCGACUAGUGUUUGUCGGAGACUCCAUUAACAGGAACCAAUGGGAAUCCAUGAUGUGCUUGCUGAGGACGGCAAUUUCAGAUCCUGCAAGGAUUCAUGAAACUCGUGGCCGCAAGAUUACUAAAGAGAAAGGAGAUUACAACUUCAAGUUCUUGGACUAUAAUUGCAGUGUGGAGUAUCAUGUGACACAUUUCUUGGUGCAUGAAGGCAAGACAAGAAUUAGCCAGAAGCGCACAAAGACGCUGCGGAUAGAUACCAUUGAUCGGAGCUCAUCAAGAUGGAAAGGUGCCGAUGUGCUUGUGUUCAACUCUGCUCACUGGUGGUCGCAUCACAAAACAAAAGCCGGAGUGAAUUACUAUCAAGAAGGGGAUCAUGUUUAUCCCCAUCUCGAUGCCUCUACAGCUUUCCAAAGAGCACUAACCACGUGGGCAUCAUGGGUCGACCGUUACAUCAAUCCACAGCGAACUCGAGUGUUCUUCCGAAGCUCAUCUCCGUCGCAUUUCAGCGGAGGACAGUGGAAUUCAGGGGGACAAUGCAGAGAGAGUACGAUAGCCCUUAAUGACAGCCGUGCAUGGCCAAUGCCUGAGAUAAACGUGAUGUUGGAACAAAUCUUGAAGCAAAUGAAGAAUCCUGUAACAGUUCUGAACAUUACCAAUCUGUCCGGGCUAAGGAUCGAUGGCCACCCAUCUGUUUAUGGACGGAAGGCAAUAGGUUUAACAGCAUCGCGCUCCCAGGAUUGCAGCCAUUGGUGCCUUCCUGGAGUGCCAGAUACAUGGAAUGAGCUGCUGUUCUACCAUUUAGUGUCCUCACAAAGUAAAGAUGUAACAAGGUAGUGGCAAAACUAUUUGCCCCGUGAUUUUCUUUUUCUUUUUUUGGAUGGGGCCUUAAUUUUUUGUUUCUGUAAAUGUAAUUUGAUUGUAAAAAGAGCGGAAUCGUUCUUAUCUUUGCAUCCUUUCCCCAGCUGACAAUGUGUCAAGCAAAAAAGUCUGA
Messenger RNA from Phragmites australis (common reed), 2176 nucleotides. Its product is annotated as protein trichome birefringence-like 6. Bases 67 to 2019 code for a protein of 650 amino acids. Gene Ontology annotation, molecular function: O-acetyltransferase activity. Gene Ontology annotation, cellular component: Golgi apparatus. The record is from RefSeq and is a predicted model, not a curated record. Lineage: Eukaryota; Viridiplantae; Streptophyta; Magnoliopsida; Poales; Poaceae. The transcript is spliced from 5 exons.